CAGAGCUGUUAAUCAAAACAAAACAAGAGCGAUUUAAAUGAUUUUUUAACAUGUCGAGGAUGCUCGCUUCAACAGAAGCCGUCAAAGCAGAUCCAACAAAUUGGCAUCAAUGGUGUCGACUUUGUGCCCAGGAUCAUCCAGGAAACCGGAGCGUGUUCUCACGGGAGGAGCAACCAAACUCGUGGACCAGCAUGCUGGCGAUGACCGUUGGCAAAUACUUCUGGGUGGAUAUCAAAAAGGAAGAUGAGCUGAGUAAUUAUCUGUGUUCGGAGUGCUUUACUUUAAUGGAUUGCCUCAUUGAGUUUUCGGAAAGAGUUCGCAAAGUGCAGACCCUAUUCAACAGAUUGCAGACCUUAAACCCGGAAAUGGAUAUGAUCUUAAACUAUGAGGAAUUGCGAGCGGACUGCGGCUUGGCCAGCGAUGAAUGGAAGCACAUGAUGUGCCCAGCAGUGGUUCAACCUCAGCCAAAAGAAGAGGAAUUCAUUGAUGAGGUCCAACUAAGAACCGCUGAUAUAGAAGAGCAAGAUUUAAUCAUACCCACUUUAGUGGAGGAACAGCAACCACAGCAAAAAGAAGAAUUUGUCGAAGAGCUACAUAUCCCUGGAGAAGAUCUGCAAGUCGAUGGAAUGGAAACGGAAAUCCUAGAGGACGAGGGUGAACACCUGGCGGAGGAAGAGGUGGAAACUGUGGAGGAGGAGGUGGUGGAACACCAGGACACCUCCGAAUGCCUAGUUGAAGUGGAAGACAUCCCCGAGGAAGACUACAUCGAAGAGUCCCAAAUAAUAGAAGACAGCCACGUUCAAGAUUUCCGCAUUGAAACGUUUGAAAUAAUAUCCCAAGGCCCUCAAAAAGAACCUUCAAAAACUAAAGCUGCCGAGGAAAAUUCAGAGUCCGAAGACGAUGCUCUUUCAUCUGAGCAUCUCAUAGAAGAAGACGAAGAUGAAAUUCCAGAUGAGCCAGCCAUUUACAAGUGCAGCAUUUGCAAUAAGCCGUACAAGAAGCCCAAGGCCUAUCAGCGACACAUGGAGGAAGUUCACAACACUGUGGCCAAAGAUCUGCCAAAAUUGUUAUGCAACCAGUGCGGUCUAUGCUUUCCCACAGCCGCCCAGCUAACCUCCCACUACCGAACGCAUUUACCCGCCAAAGUGAAGAGCGAUAACUCCUGUCCGCACUGCGAGAAACGUUUCACCACCCCGGGAACACUCAAGCGACACAUAGAAGGGGUCCACCAGCAGAUCAAGCCCUAUGUCUGCGACCUCUGCGGCAAGAGCUUCAAUUACAUCACCGGACUGAAGGAUCACAAGCUGGUGCACACCGAAGAAUGCCCCUUCGAGUGUCCCGUGUGCAAGCGACGCUUCAAAAACAAGGCUAGAUUAAAGAUCCAUUCCGAUACACACAGUGCCCAAAUCUACGAGUGUGCCAUAUGCGGCUUGAAGCUCAAAACCCGACGCACCCUUAACAAGCACAAAUUGGUCCACUCAGACGAACGCCAGUACAAAUGUGAUGUCUGCGGAUCGGCGUUCAAACGGAGCAAGACACUAAAGGCGCAUCUCAUCCUGCACACUGGCAUCCGGCCGUACAAGUGCAACUUUUGCGGCAGGGACUUCUCCAACGGCUCCAAUUGUCGAUCGCACAAGCGGCAGGCGCAUGCCAAGGAGUUGGCCGAGGAGGAAGCACGCGGUGUGUCGCGUUCCACGCUACUUCCUUUGUUGGACGAACUUACCAAGGCGUCAAAGCUCAUAAAAACACCGGCAAAGCCCAGCAAAACGAAGGGAAGCAGGCCAAAAGUUGAGCCUAGUCCUGAUUCUCCCACAAAGGACACUGAUGGUGCCAUCCUCUACGAACUUGUCGAGGAGAUUGAGUACUCCUAAGUAUUGAAAUAAACACUAUUUUUAAAACUAGUUUAAAACUUGCGAUUACAAGGGUCUCUUGGUUUAUUCACAAUUGAAGUUUAGGUUCUUAGGAGCUAGGUUAUAAUUCGAGGGCUGAGUUUACAAAUCUUAAAUGCUUCAUAGGCAGCAGAAAUAGAAAAACACAUUGAACUUAGACAAAACUAAUCGAAUACAUAAAUCACAAGGCAAUCAACAAAUUUCGAAAACCAUAUUCAUAAUAAAUAACAAAGAAUUUAACAACGAGCAACUGGAACUGCCAAAUGCCACCGUACCAAAUAUUAAAUAUUUUUCGCAAUUGGCUUUGGAAUGUUCAGAUCAGUAUUCAAGAAACAUAGAACUGUCUUUGGAUGCUCAACUUUCAAGUGAUUGGCUUUAUAUGAGGCAAAAUUUAAAAAAGCUAGAAAAAAACCGAGGACAACUUAAUAAAGAUCACAUUUGGGGAUGGACAAAAUACAAUUACGAUUAUUAGCUAUAUGUUUGGUAGGAGGGGUCACUUUAAAUGGUUGCGCAAAAAAUAACAAAAUAAAGACAGCAAAAAGUAAUCCAAGGACAAUAUUGCGUAGUUUAACUAUUAAUUAUUUGAGCAUUAUUUAAAACAUUUAGAGAAAAAUGGAAACUAAUUUAAAUAG
Molecule: messenger RNA, 2521 nt
Organism: Drosophila takahashii
Lineage: Eukaryota; Metazoa; Arthropoda; Insecta; Diptera; Drosophilidae
Product: zinc finger protein weckle
Biological process (GO): regulation of gene expression
Cellular component (GO): nucleus
Molecular function (GO): zinc ion binding
Source: RefSeq, a predicted model, not a curated record